Molecule: messenger RNA, 1817 nt
Organism: Andrographis paniculata
Lineage: Eukaryota; Viridiplantae; Streptophyta; Magnoliopsida; Lamiales; Acanthaceae
Product: zinc finger CCCH domain-containing protein 6-like
Exons: 4
Coding region: 252-1700 (482 amino acids)
Molecular function (GO): metal ion binding
Source: RefSeq, a predicted model, not a curated record
UAACAGAAGAAGUUCUAGGGUUCCAUUUAGGGCUUUCAGUUUCACGGAGGAAAUCGUGGCUGCUCCCCUCUCCUACUCCUUUUUUCUUCUUCGAUUCAAUUCCAUCUCUUAUUCUCUCAAUUGAAUCGCUCAAUUGAUAAGCAAUUGGUUUAAAAUUUAAUCGGCAAUUAGGUAUAUACGCGAUUGCAUUUAUAAGAUAUAUCGCUAUACAUUUGAGAAUCGAAACCAACAUUAUUAUUUGAUUUGUUAAUAUGGGAGGAUCGCGGAAAUCAAAAAUGGUUACGUGGGCCUCAGAUGUUAAUCUUUGUCAGGUUAGGCUCUUUCUGACCGAAGAAUCUCCUUCACGGGUUGGGAUGGGAACUCAAGAUAGUCUACAGGCAAAACCACUAUGGCCAUUGCAAUCUGGUGUUAUGGUUUCCAACGAUAGUUUGCCCCCAGGCUUUGAUGGAAUCCGGCCUGCAAAUCCAUGGAGAGCCAAGCCAUCUCGGAUACCAUUGGUCAAAUGGAGUUGCCCUCCUCGGCUCCAAAUCAAUCCUGAAUGGCUAGUUGUUUCCGGGGAAGAGAGCCGGGAAAUUGAAGUGCAGAAUCACCGGGAAAUGAAAGUGUUCGAAGCUAUCUAUCCUCACCCAUCCGCAGUUCCACCAAAUCCUUCUGCAUUACCUGGCGCCGAAGACUCAGUUAAGAACGACAAAUUCACGCCUGUAGUUCCCAUCACACCAGAGGAAGACGAAGAUGGUACCACAGACACACCCCUUGUAUCCUCAGCAGCAGGCAGACAGCCCUCUGCCCCGGCAACCUCUUCUUCUCCGAUCAGUGGCGCGGCCGGAGUGGAUCCCAAUAUUGUGAUUGCUGCCCAAGCUGCACUGAAAUCAGUCAUGCCAAGCAACAAGGACCUGGGGAACCUAUUAGAUCCUGCCUUACUCCUCAAACUUCUCAGCAACCCGAAAAUGGUCGAGCAACUGCUUGCAAGCCGAGCAGCCGUUCCAACCUCCAGCCACCACGCUCUGCCAUUUCCUGCCAGACCACAAACCACUGUAUCCACCGUUCCCCAAAAUUUCCAGCCAUCCGGUCCGCCAGCAAUCCAACUCCAAACUGCUGUAUUCUCCACCGGCCCGCACUUGCAAAUCCCUUCAUCUUCCAAUACGCCGAAUACACCAUCCACCAGCGCGCAAUAUUCUUCCUACCCGAGAUCAGCGCCAAACGCCUCACCCGGCCCCAUCAACAUUCCCAUUGCCAGGAGAGAUCCGCCGUCUAUGCAAUCAACCAGACAAGAACUCGGAACCCUUCCCAUGUCGACACCGUACUAUCCUCCACCCCGGACCGGACCUCCAUCCUUCUCCAAUCUCCGGCCAUCCGCACCUGACGGGAUCUCCGCAGCAACCCCGUCCAUCGCUAAGGAUAUGAACUAUUUCAAAAGCUUGAUUCAGCAACAUGGCGAAGAAAGAAAAGAGACAAUGCCGCAACAUACUCAUCAAAACAACCUCCCGUUCCCCACCUCGAUGACAAGCCAAGAGUCCCAGAAGCCGAAACAUAGGAUCACGAAGCCGUGCAUGUUUUACAACAGCCCGAGAGGCUGCCGGAACGGCGAUAACUGCAUGUAUCUCCAUGCCGCCGAUGCACCCUCCCGGCAGAGGGUCGCCGCCGGCGGUAGUAAUCCGGAGUUCCAAAGCAGCAAGAGAAUGAAACUUGAUGGUGCAUGAAAUGAAAUCAACUCUUUAAUUUGACAGUGUUGGGUGUAAUUCAUUCCCAAGCCACUCUCAAUGUUUGCUCCAAUUGUAAUGUCGAACGAAUCAUUCAAAUUUGUUUAUUCAUACUUA